UGCCCUGUGUUCCUGGACCCAGGCUGCUGACUCAGGAACCCCUUCCCGUCCCGCCCCCCUGCCCCACGCGGGCGCCCCCAGGCGGAAGCACCAGGCCAGCAGGGAAGGGGGCGGGGCAGGGAAGCUGACCAGCCCCCCCAGGCCAACCUGAGGUGUACCCCAGAACUUGGGAGGCCAGGAGUUAUCCCAGCUGGCAGCACCGGCGAGGCACUGCCCUGUGGGUGCUGUGAAGCUCUAGGGCCGGGUGUCCCGGCCCCAGGCCAGCAGUCAGGGGGGGCAGAUGCGUCACCAUCGCCCGCCCCCCCCCCGCCCCUUGCCCGCCCAAACUCCACCCCAGGGAAGGCGGCGCGGAUAAAGGCUCAGGGGCCGCCCGGCUGUCCCCAGACCGGCACGGCCACCUCUCACCACGACCUGCGCGCAGGUCAUCUGGAGCAGUGGUGACCCAGGACCUGCGGCGCCGGAUCCUGCGAGCGGCGGCUGCGGCUGUUGCUAAGGGAAGAGACGCGCGGGGUAGCACGACCCGAGAGGAAUCCAGGCACCGUGCGGACCGGGAAAGCUCGCCCCGCUUCCGUAGGACCCUCCCCGCGCCGUGCCCAGGUCGCCGUCCUCCGCCCUUGAAGCAGCCGGAUCGCAGACCCCACCCCGGGGCGCAACCCAGGGAUCCCACGCGACCCCGGAGCACCACUCGGAUUCUCGCUUGCUAGCGUGGGGACCUUCCCCAAGGGGCGCCCUGUCCCUGAGCGCCCGCGGCGCGGAGGAGGACCUCGUUUCGGCGGGGGAGUCCCGGCGAGGAUUGGAGGCGACCCGCGGACCCCAGGCCUCCUGCGCUCGCCGGGGAUGGAGCCGCAGCCCGGCGGCGCCCGGAGCUGCCGGCGCGGGGCCCCCGGCGGCGCCUGCGAGCUGAGCACGGCCACGGAGUCGGCCGCACCCAUGACCCUGGCGAUCCACAGCACCACGGGGACUCGCUACGACCUGUCCGUGCCCCACGACGAGACCGUGGAAGGGCUGCGCAAAAGGCUGUCCCAGCGCCUCAAAGUGCCCAAGGAGCGCCUGGCCCUGCUGCACAAAGACACCCGGCUCAGUUCGGGGAAGCUGCAGGAGUUCGGCGUGGGGGAUGGGAGCAAGUUGACGCUCGUGCCCACGGUGGAAGCCGGCCUCAUGUCCCAGGCCUCGAGGCCCGAGCAGUCUGUUAUGCAAGCCCUGGAAAGUUUGACCGAGACCCAGCCCCCAGCGACACCCGGGCCAGGCCGGGCUGCCGGAGGAGGCUUCCGGAAAUACAGAUUGAUUUUAUUUAAGCGUCCGUGGCACCGACAGGGACCCCAGAGCCCAGAGAGGGGCGGCGAGAGGCCCCAGGUCAGUGACUUCUUGUCGGGCCGAUCACCCUUGACUCUGGCCCUGCGAGUUGGGGAUCACAUGAUGUUUGUACAGUUGCAACUGGCCGCCCAACACACCCCGCUCCAGCACCGCCACGUGCUCGCCGCUGCCGCCGCAGCCGCCGCCGCCCAGGGAGAUGCCAGUGUCACCACCCCAGUGUCCUCGCCCUGUAGGCCGGUGUCCAGUGCCGCCCGCGUCCCCCCGGUAUCCAGCAGCCCUUCACCUGUGUCUCCCUCACCCGUCACCGCUGGCUCCUUCAGAUCCCAUGCAGCCUCCACGACCUGUCCUGAGCAGAUGGACUGUUCCCCGCCAGCCAGCAGCAACGCCACGUCCACGUCCACCCCAGGCGGCGGCGGUGGCGGCAGCCCCACCCCGCGCUCCCGCAAACCCGGUGCCGUCAUUGAGAGCUUCGUGAAUCACGCUCCCGGGGUCUUCUCAGGGACCUUCUCUGGAGACCGUCUGCGACAGACAGAGAACCGCGCCACACGCUGUAAAGUGGAACGUCUCCAGCUCCUGCUGCAGCAGAAGCGCCUGCGAAGGAAGGCCCGGCGGGACGCCCGGGGUCCCUACCACUGGACCCCCAGCCGCAAAGCCGGCCGCAGCGACAGCAGCAGCAGUGCCGGAGGAGCUAGCCCCAGUGAGGCUGGAGGCUUGGGUCUCGACUUCGAGGACUCCGUCUGGAAGCCGGAAGUCAACCCGGACAUCCAGUCCGAGUUCGUGAUGGCUUAAAGGAUCCAGCCCCUUGGGUCUGUCACAUCCCCACUCCAGACGUGGGCGGGUGGGGCGCCACAGCCUGGACGCUGAGUAGCCCAGCUCUGGGGGGCAGGAGGUCACCUCCAUCGCCACUCACCAGCCUUUGAUUCUUUUUUAGCUCUUCCCCGAUUGUCUGCCCUGCAUCCCUGGUCACAUGCCCAUCUCUUUCCUCCCUCACUGUGGUCGGUUCUGGUGGCCUCUGCACCAGGGCCCUUGCCUCCCACCUUCUCCAGCUCCAAAUAUGUAGCAGUCUGUUCCCAGAUGGCCCAGACGGAGGAAGCCACCCACCCCCAGCCCUUCCGUUCUGCCUAGCUCUCCCCUACCCCCCCCCCCUUCCAUAACCCGAUUCAGGUUUUUAACUCAAAAUGUAGACUCUCCAAGAAGCACUUUACAGAUGAGGGCUGGGGACCCCGAGAUGAGCAUCCACCACCCCCACCCUCAUCUGCAGACUUGGCCUCCAUUCCAGGAGGCCAGCUGGAUCCCCCACCCUCCCGCCCCGAGAAGCUAAUAGAUGAGGCUCACAGGGGAUACCUUUGUCCACAAUGCCUUCCUCCUGCCUCAGCCUCUCAAGUGCUAUGACGACAGGCCUUUGCCACUGCCUGGCUGGCCCUGCUCUUGCCACAAAAAGCUAGUUAGGUGGAGAAUGCUGAGGCUGGGGGUUGGUUGGGUGGAGAUGCUCCUCUUCCUCACAGGAAAGGACAGGCCUCUGGCCACCUUCUGUGGACACCGCCCUCCCUCCCUCCCUGCACACACCCACUGAUUUCCCUAACCUUCCUUCCCGAUGGAGCUUGGGGACUAUUUAUAGAUUUCACUUUUCUGACUGAGCCAGUAGGGGUUGAUAGUCUGGGGGGGGUGGGGGGACUGAGGUAGAUGUUAGGAGGGGCCCAGAGAGACCCCUGUACCUCUUCUCCCCAAGCCCAACUUGAGGUGCGACCACACCUGCAGCCAGGGUGGGGAGUGGGGUGCUGAGCUGUGACUGCAUCAUUAACCCCGCCCUGGGGAGGGCAAGCUGCUGGUCCACGUUGGCCUCACUGAUCCAUGGGUGACAGCCCCCCCCCCACACCGGGGCCUCGUCAACAAGGGUGAAUCUCGUGGGUGUGAUUUUUCUCCAGAUGUUUAAAUUUCGUGCUAAUGGGAUGUGCCCACCCCCAAGGCUGUCACCUGUCUGGGCUCCACCUGUCCGAAGUCCUUCGUUAGUCUGUGAACCCCAGGCGUCUGCCCCCCCCCCCCCGCCCCACCCCAGUGUUUACCCUUAAUGGUUUGGGAUGUGAACAAGUGUUGGCUGUAGCUGUAAAGUUUUUUUGUGGUGGGUGGGUGGGGAGGGGACUGAUCCCUGAGGGUAGAGGCCAAGAAUUUGGUUUUUGGUUUUUUUUUUUUUCAAUCUUUUUUCCAAAAAGAAAAGGGAGGGGGGGUAAGUGGGUGCAUUUUUUUAAGCUGUCUUGGAUACCUAUUUAAAUGUGUGUGUUUUUUUGGGUUUUUUAUGAUUUUUUUUUAACUGCCUGUGAUGUGUCCCCUGGGCUGAGGUUGGAUGCCUCAGGUAGCCCACCCAUAGUUCCCUCCUGCGGACGGACUUUCCCCAGAUAGCAUUAGCCACCCUUGGGGAGAGAGCCCGGCUGUGGGGGACCCUCCUCGCCCAAGUCUCCUUUUAUUGAAAUGAAAUUCGAGGGGAGGGGGAGAAACCUUACGCGAGCACCUAAUUUCAAAUAAACACAUGAGACGUGA
This is a messenger RNA of Peromyscus maniculatus bairdii (prairie deer mouse), 3849 nucleotides long. It is a transcript of the gene Midn, whose product is annotated as midnolin. Gene Ontology annotation, molecular function: protein binding. Lineage: Eukaryota; Metazoa; Chordata; Mammalia; Rodentia; Cricetidae. The record is from RefSeq and is a predicted model, not a curated record. Gene Ontology annotation, cellular component: nucleus.